ACAUGCACAGCCUGAAAGAUGGCGAUGGCAGAGAAGAGCACUAAGCAGAAGCUCCUGUCGGUUCUGGAUGAUCUGGAAGUGUUAUCCAGAGAACUUAUAGAAAUGUUGGUACUUUCGAGACACCAGAAGCUUACUCAACCUGGAGAGGAGAAUCAGAUUUUGGAUUUGUUAAUUCAGAAGGAUGGAGAAUUUCAGGAGCUCAUAAAGCUAGCUUUUAAUCAAGGAAAGAUUCACCAAGAAAUGCAGCUCUUGGAAAAAGAAGUGGAAAAGCGGGACAGUGAUAUUCAACAGUUACAGAAACAACUAAAAGAAGCUGAGCACAUAUUGGCAACAGCUGUCUACCAAGCUAAAGAGAAACUGAAGUCAAUAGAUAAAGCAAGAAAAGGUGCCAUUUCCUCUGAAGAACUGAUCAAGUAUGCCCAUCGGAUUAGCGCAAGUAAUGCUGUAUGUGCACCUUUGACAUGGGUUCCAGGUGAUCCUCGUCGGCCGUAUCCUACAGACUUGGAGAUGAGGAGUGGUCUGCUUGGACAGAUGAGUAAUUUGCCUACUAAUGGUGUUAAUGGGCACUUACCAGGGGAUGCACUUGCAGCAGGACGACUUCCAGAUGUUUUGGCUCCACAGUACCCUUGUGAUAUGUCCAUGAACAUGUUGCCACCAAACCACAAUAGUGACUUUUUAAUGGAUUCUCUUGGACCUAAGGAGAAUGAAGAUGAUGUAGAGGUCAUGUCUACAGACACUUCUAGCAGCAGCAGUGACUCUGAUUAGUAACCGGGACUAAACCCCCACCCCCCAUGACUUCAGAAAAGGUUACCUACGGGACAAUGAAGUGGCAUUGGCAUAGUGUGAUCCAAAUGUUACUUUCCUAAAAGGAAGAGCCCGACUUUCUAAUACCAGAUCAAAAUUCGAAUUAGGAUGUUACUUUGUCUAAAAUUUGUAGUUAUAUAUAUUUUUUUUUUUUAUUGACACAUUGUCACAAAGUUUCAGUAUUUGUAAUUAUCUAAAACAUGAACCAUCAAAACAAAAAAGACAAAGUGUUUGGCUUUCAGAUUAAAUUAUUAUUAUUCCCACAUGCAUAUCGAAUAUAGAAAGGUUUUUGUUAUUAUAAUGAAAUAGCCUUUUUACCCAUUCACUACGAUGUAAAACCUUAAAUCAGUUUAAUUUUGUAUUUAAGGCAUGGUCACUGAUAUUUUAUUUGCUUUAUAUUUAUCUUUAAACUGAACUGUAGUUCCAUAUAUGUAAAUACAUGUCUUUUUUAUA
Messenger RNA from Pelobates fuscus (common spadefoot toad), 1257 nucleotides. RefSeq names its product mediator complex subunit 4 (gene MED4). Bases 19 to 765 code for a protein of 248 amino acids. Gene Ontology annotation, molecular function: transcription coregulator activity. The record is from RefSeq and is a predicted model, not a curated record. Gene Ontology annotation, biological process: regulation of transcription by RNA polymerase II. Gene Ontology annotation, cellular component: core mediator complex; mediator complex. The transcript has 7 exons. Lineage: Eukaryota; Metazoa; Chordata; Amphibia; Anura; Pelobatidae.